Molecule: messenger RNA, 1780 nt
Organism: Neurospora tetrasperma FGSC 2508
Lineage: Eukaryota; Fungi; Ascomycota; Sordariomycetes; Sordariales; Sordariaceae
Exons: 2
Coding region: 1-1611 (536 amino acids)
Source: RefSeq, a predicted model, not a curated record
AUGCGAAUAGCCACGCAAAGGAGCUGGCUGCUAGCCGGUCUGCCAUUGGCAGGUUGCGCAGCCUCACUAAAUUCUCAUACGGACAUCGUUAUGUUCAGCGACAGUGACGGAUUUACCCAGGGGACAAAAGAAAUACUAGGCAAGCCGGCCGUAAUCUGGGAGGCGACUACGUUCAGAUGGAAUAUCACAAACACGAGCGGUACCACAGUCAACACUGUCAACCUUUACAGCAACACUACGAUAAUCGAGCCUGCCUCGCUUCAAAGCCUUGCAAAAAACUCGCAGAAAAUCGGGAGCUGGCCAGAUCUAACCUUAGGUAUGGCGCCUCAGGGCGAUAUCAUCACCUUGCCAACAUCUACGUCGUAUCCCGUCAACCUCGCCGUUGAGACAAAUGCUACAGGAGGCUCGGUGACAAUUGACAAUAUCUGGACUAUCCUCAACCUCAACAAUCCCUCAGCCCAGCCAGCCCAGCCAGCCCCGCUGAAGCUGCUGUACUUUGAUGUUGUCUGGAAGAACGGCGGCAAAACGGGCAGGAGUUACAGCCGGCUCUUCACAACAAUCGGGAACAUUGCGCCAGACCAUACCAUACUUGAGGGUUAUGGUUUAAAUCCUUUGCUCAACAACACUGACCCGGUCUUUCCGGAAGAAUAUCCGAUCAGGGACGACUCCGAUGGGGGCGGCCAGUCAGCUGGAGUCGGAAAGCCAACCGAAUCAUCUUCUCCCAUUCCAGGGGCAACCUUGGCCACCCCGACCAACGACGGCGGCCCAGUCAGCAGCGGCACCGGAGAGCCCUCCAACCUCAAGAGCAAGAAAGGUAUCUCCAUUGGCGCCAUCGUUGGAAUCGCCAUAGCCUGCGGCCUCCUCGGCCUUGCUCUCAUCAGCGGCAUCGUCUUUUUCUGCCUCCGGCGGCGCCACAAGCAAAACGCCCUUCGAGACGGUACCAGUCGCGGCGUGCCUUACGGGGGCUUCGCCGGCGGCGGCAAUCGGAACGGCGGUGACGAGCUCAUAGCCGAGAAGGAAGCCAACGCGGGCGUCAUCCACGACGUGACGAGCGCGCCUCACUCGCCUUACUCUGACGACCUCGUGGGAAUGGGUGGCGCCGGUGCCAACAGGAAUAGCGGUAGUGUCAUUAUUCCUAACAUUGAUUCUGGCGUUUCUCCUCAGGUGGUUCUUCCCGGAGUAGAUGGAAGACUAGAAGGAGAUGGAGACAGCCCGGUUUCGAACGCCCCGUCCUACCACAUGAUGCAGCAGCAGCAGCAGCAGCAGCAGCAGCAGCAGACACCGCACGAUCAUCAGUCUGGAAGGUCUUUUACCAUGUACUCUGAUCAUCAGUCCGGAGGGGGGGAAGGAGGAGGGUCGCCUACCACUCUGCACAGCGGCGGUGGCGGCGCACCAUCGUUCACACACGGGGGAGCAGGCACCGAAAGCAACCGGGGUAGUCUGAUCAGCCAGCAGCAGCAACAGGGCAGGAGCUUGUCAACGCCGUAUGCUCAUUUGGUCGAGGAAGGCAUGACAGAGGAGGAAAUCAGGAGGUUGGAGGAGGAGGAGCGACAGCUUGAUGUGGCCAUUGAACAGCACGCGGGAGGGCAGAGGGGCUCCAGGCACCUAUGACGAAUGCUUUGGAAAGUGAAGAUAACCGAGCAUAGCAGUUGGGGAAGAGGGUGAUGAUAUGAGUAUUUCCUUUUUCAUUGUUUAUCUUUGGGAAGUUGCGUAUGUCCGUAUCAGUAGGGGCGAUGCUACAAUAUCUGAUGGUUAUGAAUUAAAAAAAUCCUUGAUCAGU